Molecule: messenger RNA, 1539 nt
Organism: Lepus europaeus (European hare)
Lineage: Eukaryota; Metazoa; Chordata; Mammalia; Lagomorpha; Leporidae
Gene: MYCBP
Product: MYC binding protein
Exons: 5
Coding region: 67-378 (103 amino acids)
Biological process (GO): regulation of DNA-templated transcription
Cellular component (GO): nucleus
Molecular function (GO): transcription coactivator activity
Source: RefSeq, a predicted model, not a curated record
AGCAGUGCCGGCCGGAGCCCGCCAGCCACGGUCUCCGGCGCCAGCGACGCCGCUGCCGCUGUCACUAUGGCCCAUUACAAAGCCGCCGACUCGAAGCGCGAGCAGUUCCGGAGGUACUUGGAGAAGUCGGGGGUGCUGGACACGCUGACCAAGGUGUUGGUAGCCUUAUAUGAAGAACCAGAGAAACCUAAUAGUGCUUUGGACUUUUUAAAGCAUCACUUAGGAGCUGCUACCCCAGAAAAUCCAGAAAUAGAGCUGCUUCGCCUAGAAUUGGCAGAAAUGAAAGAAAAAUAUGAAGCUAUUGUAGAAGAAAAUAAAAAACUGAAAACAAAGCUUGCUCAGUAUGAACCACCUCAGGAGGAGAAGCGUGCUGAAUAGGAUUCUUCUCAGUUGAAAAGACACUGAAAAAUGGUUUUGUAUGACUUAAAUAGUUUGUAUAGUAUAUAAUCUUUUCUGAACAGAUGCUAUAGAACUCUUUUAAUAUGUUAAAUUCACCUAUUAUACUUUAACUGUUAAAAACACAUAUAUUAGAAUCACCAAUAAAAACUCAAUAUAACUUUCUUUGGGUCUUACAGCAGGAGAAUCCACAGUAAAUCCUGAAAACAAAACCAAACCAAACCCGUCAAAUGCAGCCAUCUAAUCCAUUACCUUAAAGACAUUCUGUUUAUUAAUCUGCUGAGGAAUGAGGAGGGUACAGAGGUUAGCAUGGGGCUAUUAGUUUAGUUCAGGAUAUGAGCACAGCUACAGUCAUUCUUUAAAAUGAAGAUGACACUGUCAUUUAUAUUGCUGUAGGCAGCUAGAGAGAGCUGUGAGAUUCAAGAUGCUUUUGCAGCGGGUUCCCAUGAAUCUUCUGCUCUUGUUUCUGUAAUGAGGAACAAGUAGCUCUUCUUUGCCACCACUUUGCCUUAGAGAACUGUGUGUGUGCCAGUCUGAACUCUGACACCACAUUUUCCUUCUAUGCAAUCGUGCCCUAUCUGAUACUGUUGCCUUGCUUUGCUCUGUGCCUCAGUGAGUCCCAGCUGCACACUGGCCUUUCUGUGUGGUGUUUUCAAUUUGCUUAAGAAUAGCAGUUACCCUGAUUGUAAUUUACAGGACUUUAAACAGGACCACACUGUUUUCCUGCCUUACUGCAUUGCUUAACUGAGCACAAAAACAGAGGCAAUAGAAAAUUUGGGGUUUGUGCACAAGCUGGGAUGCAAAGGGGAAUGAGCCAUAUAUUGUGGGAAAUUAGAGUUUGUGGGUAUAAUUACACAGUGCUUUUUUUCCUUAAAAUAUUUUUUGUAACCUUGAAUUCAUUUUAUCUUCAUUAUCCCUGUGAAGUAGGUAGGGCACAUAUGAGAGGAGACUGGGUGCUAAAUUUUUAGACUGAUGAUGUUAAUACAAAUUGUGCGCUCACUGUAGAACUUGGGCACAUCCAUUUAGUGUUCUGAGAUACUUCCUCAUCUGUUAAAUGAGAAGACUGUCUGUGCUGCCUACCUCACAGGGUUGUUGUGAGGAUCAAAUGAGAAUGUAUGUGAAAGAUCUGUAAAUGGUAACGCA